AUGCCAUUGAAGACACCGAGCAGUCUGUGUAGUGGUAGAACUUACAAGAAGCGGUUGCAUGACAGCUUGUUAGUUUCGCUAAGCUACUUAGAAGUAGACAAUGAUGGCUCUCAAAUUUGCGAGUUGACAUUUCAAAACACAUCAAAGAAGGACCUCACAGUUAACCCAACAGAAUUGACCACCGCCAAGUCCAAUGCAGAAGAAGAGUCAAGCUGGCUACCGAGCUUCUUUAAAUCCUCGACAAAGACAGAAGAGCUGACAAAGUUAGUACCUCUGACGGAGGAUGAGCUGGUUGCCUUGUUUUUAGGACAUGUGCAAUUGUUUGGCUAUGUUGUUUUAAACUACAAAUUCCCAAUUGACACGAGCUCAUUAGAUAUGAAUCGGCACCAGCAAUGGUGGAACAAUGUGGAAUAUUUAAAUCAGUAUUGGCAUAGCGAAGAAGAAGAAGAAGAAGGGGAUGAAAAAGACCCACACAUAAUUGUCGAGAACACCCCGUUUAUUGCACAACAAUUGGAAUCAAAAUUAACUAUUGGUGGCAACUUGGGUGGCGUUAAGGACUUGAUCGUGAAUGAGUACGACUCAAAGCCUCUUCAAGUGAACCCGACGUUUCUUCACGAUUUGAUCAACGUAUUCGAUUCCUACCCCAAAAGCAACUCCAGUCUUCCUUUGAAAGACUUGACAGAUACUAUUGUACCGAUAUAUACUACUCCACAAUCCCUUCUAUUUUCUGAUUUGAAAAUACCAAAAAAUUCACUAAAAUCGUUUAAAUUUAGCGUGCCUGUGAAUGAUAAGUUGCCACCAAGUUACAGCACAAGGCUGACAGGGCCAGCGUGUGAUCAAGGAUGGGUCAGCACGAGAUAUGCACUUGUUAUCAGCUUGCAAGAGAACAGCAUUGUUGAACCAGCAAAAACAAUAUAUUUCCCAUUUAACAUUGUUCCUCAUAGGUAUGUUUCUAACAAAGUAUUACAAAGGUUUUACUUUGAAGAGCCACCGGGGUUGGACAAAACUUGGACAGUGAAGAGUAUAGAUGAUGAGGCCAAAAACUCACCGGUGGCAAACGGUUCCUCAGCAAAAGCCGAUUUCCUAAAGGAUCUUUCAGACUUGAUUGAGUCAGAUGUGUACAAUAUGCCAAAGGUCUCGACAACAGAGCGAAGAAAAAGUAGUAUCAAAACCACGCUGACAGAAAUUUCCGAUGAGAGCUUGUACACAGCUCAGAUUCCAUCGAAUUUAAAGACACUGUAUCAAUUAAAAAUCAAUGAUGAUGAGGUGUGCAAGAUUUCAAUAUCCAAACCUUACUACCAUGUUGGAGAGGACAUUCACUUUAAAAUUGAAAUGAAAUUGAAAGACAAGGAAUCGCAAAUUAUCGGGCUAAUUGCAUACUUGGAGGCUUAUGAAACCUAUCAUUUGCGAGAGGGAGGAAGACAUGCUGUCAACAAGUAUGAAGUUUCAGGAAAUAUAAAGAUCAAUACCUUGGCCGCCGCUUUGACUAAUCUAAAUGGCGCCAAAGCUACAGUAUCAGAGUAUAUCAACAUACCCAAAUAUUUGUCACCCCAAUAUCAGAGCAAAUCUUUUAUGGAUUUGACAUAUUGGUUGAACUUUCAGUUGAAUUUUGCCAAGCUUGCUGAAGAGGAUGUUGGUGCAACGGAUCUUUGUUUUAAGUCUAAUACUUUUUUACGAUCCGAUGCUAUCGGAAACACCCAACAUUUUAAGGUGCCUAUCCACAUAAUAAGUUCUGCCGCUGAGUGA
Molecule: messenger RNA, 1746 nt
Organism: Lodderomyces orthopsilosis Co 90-125
Lineage: Eukaryota; Fungi; Ascomycota; Pichiomycetes; Serinales; Debaryomycetaceae
Exons: 1
Coding region: 1-1746 (581 amino acids)
Biological process (GO): retrograde transport, endosome to Golgi
Cellular component (GO): Ric1-Rgp1 guanyl-nucleotide exchange factor complex; Golgi membrane
Source: RefSeq, a predicted model, not a curated record